Molecule: messenger RNA, 236 nt
Organism: Sphenostylis stenocarpa
Lineage: Eukaryota; Viridiplantae; Streptophyta; Magnoliopsida; Fabales; Fabaceae
Source: the annotation of a GenBank genome assembly
GUUUUUCUAGGUUCGAAUGGCACCGUGCUGGAAAGUCGGGCAGACGGUCUCGUUCAGUCCAGCCAGACAAAUCGAGCGGCGGUCUCGAAUCUGUUGACGACGGCGGUCUCGCUCUAUCUAAGGCUCGGAGCCCGGCGGUGUCAGUUUCUCGAGAUGAGCGUUCUCGGGUGGUGCAGACGAGACUUGGGGCGGCCUGGAAAGUGACCCAGGACGGCGAGUUCUGCAUUCCGAGAUGA